Schistosoma mattheei is the source of this 279-nucleotide messenger RNA. The record is from the annotation of a GenBank genome assembly. Lineage: Eukaryota; Metazoa; Platyhelminthes; Trematoda; Strigeidida; Schistosomatidae.
AUGUUUGUUUAUUUCUAUUCUAAAAACGUCUUAUCAUCAUCAUCAUCAUCAUCAUCAUCAUCAUCAUCAUCAUCAUCAUCAUCAUCAUCAUCAUCAUCAUCAUCAUCAUCAUCAUCAUCAUCAUCAUCAUCAUCAUCAUCAUCAUCAUCAUCAUCAUCAUCAUCAUCAUCAUCAUCAUCAUCAUCAUCAUCAUCAUCAUCAUCAUCAUCAUCAUCAUCAUCAUCAUCAUCAUCAUCAUCAUCAUCAUCAUCAUCAUCGUCAUAUGAACUGACAUCCUAG